ACUUCAAGACGGCUGAUCUAAAAAAGCAGGAAGAGAGCAUCUGAGGAGCAGCAGCCCCGGCGCAUUUUGAAAAACAUUUGUUACAUUUCAGAGUGCGGCAGCCUGUUUCUCCUCUGAAGUUGGCUCCAGCCAUAGCAGCCGCAUUGGAUCCCACAGCCUAUUGCGAGACUCCGGUAUACAAUCCGGAUCUCUGCCCCAACAUGAUCGCGGCCCAGGCCAAGCUGGUGUAUCAUUUGAAUAAAUACUACAAUGAGAAAUGCCAAGCCAGGAAAGCUGCAAUCGCGAAAACGAUCCGAGAAGUCUGCAAAGUGGUGUCGGACGUGCUGAAGGAGGUGGAGGUGCAGGAGCCUCGCUUCAUCAGUUCCUUGAACGAGAUGGACAAUCGCUACGAGGGGCUGGAAGUCAUCUCCCCCACGGAGUUUGAAGUCGUGCUGUAUCUGAACCAAAUGGGGGUUUUCAACUUCGUGGACGACGGCUCCUUGCCGGGCUGCGCUGUGUUAAAGUUAAGCGACGGGCGCAAGAGGAGCAUGUCCCUCUGGGUGGAGUUCAUCACGGCGUCUGGCUACCUCUCCGCUCGCAAAAUCCGGUCCAGAUUCCAGACUCUGGUGGCUCAAGCCGUGGAUAAGUGCAGUUACAGAGACGUGGUAAAGAUGGUGGCGGACACCAGCGAAGUGAAGCUGAGGAUCAGGGACCGGUACGUCGUGCAGAUCACUCCAGCGUUCAAGUGCACGGGGAUCUGGCCGCGGAGUGCUGCACACUGGCCGCUUCCCCACAUCCCCUGGCCGGGACCCAACCGGGUGGCGGAGGUCAAGGCGGAAGGCUUCAACCUCUUGUCCAAGGAGUGCCACUCUCUGGCCGGCAAGCAGAGCUCGGCCGAGAGCGAUGCCUGGGUGCUGCAGUUCGCGGAAGCUGAGAACAGACUGCAGAUGGGCGGCUGCAGGAAGAAAUGCCUCUCCAUCCUCAAAACCUUACGGGACCGUCACCUGGAGCUGCCGGGCCAGCCCCUGAAUAAUUAUCACAUGAAGACUCUGGUUUCCUACGAAUGCGAAAAGCAUCCCCGCGAAUCGGACUGGGACGAGUCGUGCCUGGGGGACCGGCUCAACGGGAUUUUACUGCAGCUCAUCUCGUGCCUCCAGUGCAGGAGGUGCCCGCACUACUUCUUGCCCAACUUAGACCUCUUUCAGGGCAAACCUCACUCGGCCCUGGAAAACGCGGCCAAACAAACGUGGCGACUGGCUAGGGAAAUACUUACCAACCCGAAAAGUUUGGAGAAACUUUAGAGGGUAACUAUAAAACCGGCCUGACCGAUAAAUCUGCUAAUUUCCCGAUGAAGUUUAAGAUGCCUGUUUGAAAAGUCAUAUAUUUCCACUUGACAAUGCAAAUAAUAUUCUCUUUUAAAAAGGAAUAUAGCUUAGGCUCUUUGCAAAGAAAAGCAAAUGAGAACAGCAAGCAUCGUUCCUCUUUGUCACAGUUUUGCAGUUCCCCGUGGGGGAAAAACAAAAAGAAAGAAAGAAAGAAAAAAGAAAGAAAAGAAUAAAAGUGUGCUACCUGGAAAGGAAAAUUUGCCGUAAUUUGAUUGUGACCAUUCUGCCUAAAAACGGUACCAACGGAUUAUAACAAAACCCGGUAUUUUUAUGUAAACCUUCUGUGAGUAAAAAAUUUGGAUAUGCCACCUGAACAAACCCUAAUGUACCUUUUAAUUUGUAUCAAAUAUUGUGAUCUCACAUUGUCUUUGAAAUUGUGGAUGUUGGUGUUUUGUGAUUUGGUGAUCAGAAGUUAAAUUGCCAUUUUGGAUACUUCAAGGACAUUUUCUGCUAAAAAGAAGAUACCAUUUAAAAAGGUAGAUUUUAUCACGGUACUUUUGUUAAUUGUCUUUUGAAGUGUCUGAAUUUAACAAGUUUACAUUUUUCGUUUCAUAUAUAUUGCUUGUUCUAUUUCUAACAUUCCAUAAAUAUACUUGAAAUGUUAUUUAAAUAUAUUCAAAAGAAAUUUGGAUUCUGCUUAUAUAAUAACGCUUGAAUAUUGGAAUUAUAUAUUUGAAAAUGCACUUGAAAUAC
Messenger RNA from Serinus canaria (Common canary), 2057 nucleotides. It is a transcript of the gene MAB21L1, whose product is annotated as mab-21 like 1. Bases 201 to 1280 code for a protein of 359 amino acids. Lineage: Eukaryota; Metazoa; Chordata; Aves; Passeriformes; Fringillidae. The transcript has a single exon. The record is from RefSeq and is a predicted model, not a curated record.